UUCCUUCACAUCUGAGGUGCMUUGGUCUGUACUUUGCUGACGGUUUUUGCUGCAGUUUCUGGUAAUCCUUUCUUUUUCUUGCACUACUAGCUGCAGCCCUGUAACCCAUAUAACUGACCCAUAAGAAUUCUGGGAUGGAAUGAGGUAUGGUCCUCUUGGCACAAGCAAUCAGACCUCUGACAACACACACAUUGCAAAAGGUUUGGUUUGCAAGCAGAUUUAAUUUGUUUUCCUGCAAAYUGGCCACAUUAGCUGGAUUCCAGAAAGGCGAUAUCAUGGCAAACGUUACCAAGGUCCAUGCAAGAGAGAUUUUUGAUAGCCGUGGUAACCCUACAGUUGAGGUUGAGGUCACCACUGCAAAAGGGAUGUUCCGUGCAGCUGUUCCAUCUGGUGCAUCAACUGGUAUCUAUGAAGCACUUGAGCUUAGAGACAAAGAUGCAAGCAAAUUCUUAGGCAAAGGUGUGUCCAAAGCAGUUGAAAAUGUGAACAAAGUCAUUGGACCAGCUCUGAUUGAAAAGAAACUUGAUGUCACAGAUCAAGAAGGAAUUGAUAAYCUUAUGCUUCAAAUUGAUGGAACUGAGAAUAAAGCCAAACUAGGAGCCAAUGCCAUCCUGGGYGUGUCACUUGCCGUAUGCAAAGCUGGUGCUGCUCACAAGGGGGUACCACUAUAUARAUAUAUCUCUGAGUUGGCUGGACACAAAACUGUCAUUCUUCCUGUGCCUGCUUUUAACGUCAUCAAYGGAGGGUCUCAUGCUGGUAACAAACUUGCUAUGCAGGAGUUUAUGCUGCUCCCUACAGGAGCAUCAAGCUUCCGCGAAGCAAUGAGAAUGGGCUCAGAAAUUUACCAAAACUUAAAGAAAGUUGUAAAAGAGAAAUAUGGUAUUGACGCUACCAAUGUUGGUGAUGAGGGAGGAUUUGCACCAAAUAUCCAAGAGAACAGAGAAGGUCUUGAACUGCUGAAAGUGGCCAUUGAGAAAGCUGGCUAUACUGGAAAGAUUGAGAUUGGGAUGGAUGUWGCUGCUUCUGAAUUCCACAAAGAUGGCAAAUAUGAUUUGGAUUUCAAGAACAAAGACUCUGACCCAAGCAAAUGGGUAUCCUCAGACCAACUUAGGGACAUUUACUUAGAUUUCAUCAAGAACUACCCAGUUGUAUCAAUUGAGGAUGCAUUUGACCAAGACCACUGGGAUGCWUGGAGUGACCUCACAUCAAAAGUCUCCAUACAGAUUGUUGGAGAUGACUUGACUGUUACGAACCCAAAAAGGAUCAAGACAGCCGUUGAUAAGAAAGCAUGCAACUGUCUACUGCUCAARGUCAACCAAAUAGGCUCUGUAACAGAAUCAAUCCAAGCCUGCAAGUUGGCUCAGUCAAAUGGCUGGGGGGUUAUGGUCAGCCAUCGUAGUGGAGAGACAGAAGAUACAUUUAUCGCUGAUCUUGUUGUUGGUCUGUGCACAGGACAAAUCAAGACUGGUGCACCUUGUAGGUCUGAAAGACUUGCMAAGUACAACCAACUGCUCAGGAUUGAGGAAGAGUUGGGAGCCGAUGCCAAAUUUGCUGGCAAAAACUUCAGACAUCCACUCAAGUGAACAAGUUGUGUUUGUUAAAAUCAGGACAGGAUGAUCUAUGAGGCUUUGAUUCAUGUAAAGAACUGUUUUUUGGAGUUUGUAAAGAAGUAACAUAUGGGAAAAUUUGGCGAAACUGUUCCUGCGAUCUAUAAUAAUCAUAUAAUUUUUGAGAAUUUGUAGCAUAACUAGUGGAAAAGGUAUUAAUAAAAUUGGUAUUCAUGAUUGAGUA
This is a messenger RNA of Exaiptasia diaphana, 1791 nucleotides long. Its product is annotated as alpha-enolase. Bases 147 to 1583 code for a protein of 478 amino acids. NCBI's taxonomy places the organism in Eukaryota, Metazoa, Cnidaria, Anthozoa, Actiniaria, Aiptasiidae. Gene Ontology annotation, cellular component: phosphopyruvate hydratase complex. Gene Ontology annotation, molecular function: magnesium ion binding; phosphopyruvate hydratase activity. The record is from RefSeq and is a predicted model, not a curated record. Gene Ontology annotation, biological process: glycolytic process. The transcript has 19 exons.